GCACGCCGUGGGACUGGUGGAGCACACUCCCAGGCAUGUUCGGGAUUGUGUACGGAAGUGGUCAGCAGGUUGUAAGGUCAGAGGGUAAAGGCUAUCCCUCUUUCGAUUUAGAAUACACACAGCCAUCUUGGAUCUAACGAAGAGAAGGGAAAUUGAUGCGGUGACAAAAGGCAUGUUUGGUGCUAGAAAGAAAUUUGUAGAGUUCGUUGAGGUAGUCGAUAACGACUUUACUGAUGAAAGCAUGUACUACAACCAGCCGUCGAUGUUCCCACAUCGGUCGGAUAAAGAUAUGCUGUCCUCUCCCUCACCAUCGUCAUCAGGUCAGCUGUCGCAGCUUGGUGCAAGUUUGUAUGGUCCACAAAGUGCACUGGGUUUCUCGGUAAGGGGCAUGGGGAACAAUACGCCUCAGUUAAACCGAAAUCUAACACAAGGCACGCAGCUACCAAGUCAUAUCACUCCCACAACAGGAGUCCCCACCAUGUCCCUUCAUACCCCUCCAUCACCCAGCAGGGGGACAUUGCCGAUGAACUCGAGGAACAUGCUGAACCACUCUCAGGUCGGUCAAGGCAUUGGGAUGAGCGGGAGGACCAAUAGUAUGGGCAGCUCGGGGCUGGGCAGCCCCAAUCGUAGCUCACCCAGUAUCAUCUGUAUGCCCAAACAGCAGCCAGCACGCCAGCCCUUCACCAUAAACAGCAUGUCAGGAUUUGGUAUGAACCGCAAUCAGGCGUUCGGGAUGAACAACUCAUUAUCAAGCAACAUCUUCAAUGGCACAGAUGGGAGUGAAAAUGUAACGGGACUGGAUCUGUCAGACUUCCCUGCGUUAGCAGACAGGAGUCGGAGAGAUGGGACUGGAAACCCAACACCGGUGCUCAACCCAUUGGCUGGAAGGGCUCCUUAUGUUGGCAUGGUGACAAAGCCAUCAACUGAACAGACACAGGAUUUCUCCAUCCAUAAUGAGGACUUCCCUGCACUGCCUGGCCCCAACUACAAGGACCCUACGUUGAACAACGACGACAGCAAAACUAACUUGAACUCCACAAGCAAGAGCACAUCCAGUGCAGAUGGGCCCAAGUUCCCCGGAGACAAGACAGCCUCAGCACAGAACAACAACCAGAAGAAAGGGAUCCAGGUGUUGCCCGAUGGUCGGGUGACGAACAUUCCCUCAGGAAUGGUGACGGACCAAUUUGGCAUGAUUGGCCUGCUGACGUUUAUCCGGGCGGCAGAGACUGAUCCCGGGAUGGUCCAUCUGGCGUUAGGGAGUGACCUCACAACACUGGGACUCAACUUAAACUCACCAGAAAACUUGUACCCCAAAUUCGCCUCUCCUUGGGCCUCAGCACCUUGUCGACCUCAAGAUAUUGACUUCCAUGUUCCCUCUGAGUACUUAACCAAUAUCCACAUAAGGGACAAGUUGGCUGCAAUCAAACUGGCUCGAUACGGUGAAGACCUGUUGUUCUACCUGUACUACAUGAAUGGUGGAGACCUGCUACAGCUUUUGGCAGCAGUAGAGCUCUUUAACCGGGACUGGAGGUACCACAAAGAAGAGCGGGUUUGGAUAACAAGGGCGCCUGGCAUGGAGCCUACACUGAAGACGAACACCUAUGAGAGGGGCACCUACUACUUUUUUGAUUGUCUUAACUGGAGGAAAGUAGCCAAGGAAUUUCAUCUGGAGUAUGACAAGCUGGAAGAGAGGCCUCACGUGCCAACAACGUUCAACUACAAUCCAGCCCAGCAGGCCUUCUAAGGCCCGACCAGUCCAAAGGCCGCAGUCGUUCCUGCACACAACACUGUUGUCCAGGAGGGGCGCUGUGGUUCACACAGCUUGGUUUUUAUUCCUUGAGGAUUUGGCUAUUUGACUGCGGGGGUCAUCGCCACCAUCAAAACUGCCCUGCCUUUCCAAAAUUACAUGCUGCCCAAAACACCACCAACACUUGUUCUGCUUUUAUUCUUUAAGUUCCUCCUGUUUUUUUUUUUUGUUUUUUUUUUCCAUUUUUUUGUCUUGUUUCGAGCAGGGUCUGUGUUAUGUUUACGUCUCUGAAUCUGAAGCCUGUUUUCUCCCAGAAAGGAGGACUGACCUUGUGGCACAGGACAGUGACAAAACAAGGGUUACUCCUCGUAUUUACAAGUGUUAAGAACAGAAAAAAGCGGGGAAAGCAAAGUUGACUUCAUCAGAUGCAAGUGAAAGGGUGAAAGAAAUGCAAUGUUUAUUGUUGCACUAUAUUUAGUAAUAAAAGAACACAAAAUUUG
This is a messenger RNA of Lates calcarifer (barramundi perch), 2247 nucleotides long. It is a transcript of the gene cnot2, whose product is annotated as CCR4-NOT transcription complex, subunit 2. Gene Ontology annotation, biological process: regulation of DNA-templated transcription; regulation of stem cell population maintenance; nuclear-transcribed mRNA poly(A) tail shortening. Gene Ontology annotation, cellular component: CCR4-NOT core complex; P-body. The coding region runs from base 173 to 1744 and encodes 523 amino acids. The transcript has 15 exons. The record is from RefSeq and is a predicted model, not a curated record. NCBI's taxonomy places the organism in Eukaryota, Metazoa, Chordata, Actinopteri, Centropomidae.